CGCUGGUUUCUGCGGUAUCUCCUGUACUUCCGAAACCCGACUUACAUAUCCCACGAAAAAAGUGUCAGAGUUACACAUCUGUUGUCAAUGCAGCAACACAGAUUUCUCUGCAUGAGAGAGAAAACUUGCACUGCAGAAAUCCUACGGGAUAAAAACACGUAUGAAGGAAGGCUCCUAUGCUUAUCCGGCAUGACCGAGGUUGUCUGUCAUGCUGGGCUUACAUAGACUAUGUGUGUAACUGUAACACUUUUUUCUUGCGAUAGUACAAAAUUUUUCUCGACUACCCGGUCGCCGUGGAACUUAUUGCGAGGAAAAAUCCCCCCGCCUCCCCAUACUUCUGUGCUGCUAAAAAUUUGUCAUGCUGAUUUGUGACCACAAAUCCUGUCUCUCGUGCAAGAGGGCAAAGCCAAAGAAUCCGCCACCUUACGCUGGCGAUUUGUAAUGCUGUUGCGUUUACAUGGCAGGCCUCUGCUGUGCUAAGCACCUACACCAAAUAACAACACCCCUACGCAGCAGGCUUAGGCUUUGCCUGCAGUGCCUCACUGCAAGACAGAGCUGAUUUGUCGUGUACACAAAUCCCGCAUCAGAGAUUUCCACUUUGCUAUGGGGCCGCGGGGGGAUAGUUUUCACUUUGAUAAAACUGCUGGAGAUUUUGCUCGUGGAUAAUUGCAAGCUUUUGACGAUGUGGUCGAAAAUUCUGAACGAAUACAAAAUCGACAGCCUCUCGACCUCCUCGAUAUGGAUGUGUCAGAGUUGAAAUCGACAAAGUUGAAAGGAUUUGUCGUGCAUAAAAUGCGACACAAAGUAGACUGACUCCAUUGCUAAAGGCGCAAGGGAGGCAGAUUCUAGUGCUGGUAAGGGUCAAGAAUUGGGCUGCUGACUAGCAUGACAGGGAGCAGCCACCUUUCCCUAAACAGCAUGACAGACUUGCUUCAGCGGCCAGGAAAAUUUGUCAUGCGCCGAUUGGAAACUGUGGGUCCAGCUGGAAUAGAUUUUAUGCAUCACAAAUUAUUUCAACUUUGUUGAUUUCAAUCCUGACAGCUCCAUACUCUAUCUCUGGCAGUUACAACACGUUUUU
Amoebophrya sp. A120 is the source of this 1078-nucleotide messenger RNA. NCBI's taxonomy places the organism in Eukaryota, Dinophyceae, Syndiniales, Amoebophryaceae. The record is from the annotation of a GenBank genome assembly.